Messenger RNA from Hydractinia symbiolongicarpus, 1201 nucleotides. RefSeq lists its product as uncharacterized. The record is from RefSeq and is a predicted model, not a curated record. Lineage: Eukaryota; Metazoa; Cnidaria; Hydrozoa; Anthoathecata; Hydractiniidae. The transcript is spliced from 7 exons. The coding region runs from base 109 to 1074 and encodes 321 amino acids.
AUAAAAUAUAUAAAAAAGAUUAAACAAGGGAAGUAGAGAAGAAUUUUUGUAACUACACUUCACUUCACGUACACAUUAGAGGCGGUUUUCAGAUUUAAAUACAUCGAAAUGUCUUACUUGCUUAAGUUACUGGCGUUAAUGUCAGCAUUUCUCAUGGCGGAUGCUAUGUUUGGCGCUGUUGGUAAAUUUGCGUCGGGUAAAAGGGAAUCUGUGCCGUGGGGCUCGUUCAAAAAUAUGAAGUACUCACGGAAUGGAAAACGCGAGGUACCUUGGGGUCAACAUCGCAUUCCAUUUCGAUUAAUUGGUAAAAGAUCAUCGGAUCAUCCUCCCCAUCGACUGAUCGGAAAACGGGAUAUUGAAAAUUUGGAAAGCUUAAGAAGUGAAGAGGGACCUUGGAAAAUGUUUGGACGGCCAUUUGGAAAACGAGAAUACGAUGAGAUGUUGAAUUCGGAAAGCUUAAGAACUGAAGAGGGACCUUGGAAAAUGUUUGGACGGCCGUUUGGGAAACGAGAAUACGAUGAGAUGUUGAAUUCGGAAAGCUUAAGAAGUGAAGAGGGACCUUGGAAAAUGUUUGGUCGGCCGUUUGGGAAACGAGAAGACGAAGAUAAUUUUUAUGAUCGUGAUGCGGAUCCUUGGAAUUUAUCUCGGGUACCGUAUGGGUUAGGAAAACGGGAAAGUGAGGGUCCUGAUUGGAGUUACAGACUUCCGUUUUGGACAAGACGGAGCAUCGAAGAAGCGUUAGACCAGUUACCAAUGAGCAUGUUAAGAUCACUUGUUGCAAAAAAAGAAGCUGAUGAAAACUUACCGAUGAGUUUUAUUUCGAAGAAGAGAAGUGAAGAGAAGUCAAAAAUUCCGAUGAGUUUAAUGUCUAGAAAGUCAACCGAUGAAGAGAUGCCGAUGUCUUUAAUGAAUUUAAAGAAGAGCAAUAUUCCAGUCCGUUUUAUGUUAAAUAAAAAAGAGACGGAGAAUAUCUGCAGGCGGGCCAUCGAGGUAUGUUCAAAUUCAAUGGAUAAGAGAGACGCUCGAGAGAAAUUGAUCGAUGACAUCAAAGCAGCCAUGAAAAAAGAUGCGUAAAAAUGGAUCAUGUGAUGUUACGAUAAUACUAAGUUGUCAAUCAAACAUAAAUUAUGCUUGUUUAAGACGUAGUGUAUAUGUAUAUAUGUUCUAAACGAGGGUAUUACAGUCAACUUGGUGCGCCAAA